GAUUCCAGGUUUCCAUUCUGUAAUAGUAUGGAAUCCCUCACUUGCUCCCUCGCCAUAGGAUUUGGGAUUUUCCUCUUCUUCUUCUUCUUUAAACUGAGGAGGGAUGUCAGCAAGCCUCCAGGACCACGUCCAUGGCCUGUUAUAGGAAGCCUCCAUCUCUUGGGAAACCUUCCUCAUCAAUCUCUCACAACGCUGGCAAAGAAAUAUGGCUCCAUUAUGUUUCUCCGUUUGGGCUCCAUCCCUACUAUUGUGGUGUCUUCUCCUGCCAUGGCGAAAGAAUUUCUCAAAACGCAUGAUUUGGCCUUUGCAAACAGACCAUACAGUACACACGGGAGAUACGUAGCCUAUGAUCAUAAAGACGUCGCUUUUGGGCCCUAUGGAGCGUCGUGGAGGCAGAUGAGAAAGCUGAUGACAGUGGAGCUGCUCACAGUGAGCAGAAACGAUUCCUUCAGAUUUGUGACAGAGGAAGAAGUGUCUGCCAUGAUCGCCUCCAUCUGGCAGGAAAGCGGCCACGGAGCGCAGUUUGUGGAUGUAAAGAAGAGAAUCUCCUCCCUUACUCAAAAUGUUGUCUGCAGAAUGUUGCCAGCAGGACGUAUUCCGACAACGACUUGAAUGGAGCGCAUGGCUUCAAAAAAAUGGUUGAAGAGAUGUUUGCUGUGGCCGGUGUAUUUCCAAUUGGCGAAUAUAUUCCUUCUCUCGACUGGAUCGACUUGCAAGGACUCCGUCGUCGCAUGAAGGCCGUUCACAAAGCAUUCGACGGAUUUGCAAGGACUCCGUCAUCGCAUGAAGGCCGUUCACAUUGAUCGUAGAUCGGGAGAAACAAACCCCGAGUAAGGAGACCGCGUUAAAGACAUGGUAGACGUGAUGCUCAGCAUGGCCGAGACGGAGGGCCACACAAUCUCACGGGUCGACAUCAAAGUCAUGAUUAUGGAUAUGUUAAACGCAGGAAUGGAAACAUCGGUGACAUUGAUAGAGUGGGCGAUGAGUGAAUUGCUGAGGAAUCCUGCAACGCUGGCACGAGCGCAGCAGGAGAUUGAAUCAGCAGUGAGCAGAGAGCGCAGAGUAAAGGAGAGUGACGUCAUAAGCUUCGAGUACUUGCGAUGCGUGGUGAAGGAAACUCUUCGACUUCACCCGCCAGUUCCGCUGCUCGUUCCGCACGAGUCCAUGGAAGGGUGCAGCGUUGAAGGAUAUUUCAUUCCACCAAAGACGAGGCUGUUUGUGAAUGUGUGGACGAUUGGAAGGGAUGAAAACGUUUGGGUAGAUGCUCAUCAGUUUAAGCCCGAGCGCUUCAUGGGUAGUAACAAGGAUGUGAAAGGUCAGGACUUUGAUUUGCUGCCGUUCGGAACAGGAAGAAGAGGAUGCCCUGGGAUUUCCAUGGGUCUUUCUAUUAGUGAAUUGGCACUCGCUCAGUUGAUUCAUUGUUUUGAUUGGACUGUGGAGGGCGAGGUGGAUGUGGAGGAACAGUUUGGAAUAACUGUUCCCAGAAAAAAUCCACUGUUUGCCUGCCCUAAAUGGAGGCUCACCUCUCAAUAUCCUACUUAAGCAUGUACUCUGUGAUAGGUGUUAUUCUUAGGUUUAUAUAGUGAAGUGCUAGUUUUCAGUCACGUGAAGAGAUUUUUGAAAAAAAAUUAUGAUAU
Cryptomeria japonica (Japanese cedar) is the source of this 1637-nucleotide messenger RNA. RefSeq names its product cytochrome P450 71AU50-like. Gene Ontology annotation, molecular function: oxidoreductase activity, acting on paired donors, with incorporation or reduction of molecular oxygen; monooxygenase activity; iron ion binding. The transcript is spliced from 2 exons. The record is from RefSeq and is a predicted model, not a curated record. The coding region runs from base 853 to 1542 and encodes 229 amino acids. NCBI's taxonomy places the organism in Eukaryota, Viridiplantae, Streptophyta, Pinopsida, Cupressales, Cupressaceae.